This is a messenger RNA of Aedes albopictus (Asian tiger mosquito), 5289 nucleotides long. RefSeq lists its product as uncharacterized. The transcript is spliced from 2 exons. The coding region runs from base 1 to 5289 and encodes 1762 amino acids. NCBI's taxonomy places the organism in Eukaryota, Metazoa, Arthropoda, Insecta, Diptera, Culicidae. The record is from RefSeq and is a predicted model, not a curated record. Gene Ontology annotation, molecular function: nucleic acid binding. Gene Ontology annotation, biological process: DNA integration.
AUGAGUGAAGAGAAUAAUAUUUUGACACCCCGGGCAAGAGGCAGAGGGAACGUCAUUCAUACCCCGGUGUCGGAACAGAAAAAGCAACAACAACAGCGACAACAACAAAUGAUGGCAGAACACAAAUUUCACGCUUUGACGGCUCGACGGACUGCAGUUGCAGCAAAGCUCCAGCGCGUGAAAGAUCUGUUGGGACAGGCAGCCAACAUCACUGUUUACCACCUAGAAACGUAUCUGCGACGGGUAGAUUCCUGCUACGAAGAGUAUAACACGAUCCAGAACGAAGUGUACACGGAGUUUCCCGGUCAGCGGCUGGAGCAGGAACGGUAUUUCGUCGAGUUUGAAAACGUCUACGAGGAUCUGCGUAUCGAACUCUGUCAAGCGAUCGACGGUAUUCGAAAAAAUGACAAUAAGCUAACGGUGGCAGAAGUCAUUCCCCAGCCAGCUGCUGUGAAUCAUGUUCCCGGGUUGCCCAACGUUCCCCUACCAAGCUUCGAUGGAGCGUACGAAAAAUGGUACCGCUUCAAACAGCUUUUCGUAGACCUCAUGCAGAAACACCACCACCUUUCGGAUGCCACCAAACUGUACUACUUGCAACAGUGUUUGAAGGGGAAGGCAGAGAGCGUACUGAGCGACCAGGUGGUAAACGAGAACAAUUUCCAGCUGGCCUGGAAAGCUCUUGAGGAGCGGUUCGAAAAUAAAAGGACUAUUGUAGACGUGCACAUCGGAGGGCUGCUAAAUUUGCGGAAAAUGACGAAGGAAAGCUCUAUCGAAUUACGCCAACUCGUCGAUGAUUGCAGUCGGCACGUCGAAGCGCUAAAGUUCCACGCUCUGCCGAUGCAAGGAAUGUCUGAACAACUUGUUGUUUCGCUCCUAACCUCCAAGCUCGAUAAUGCAACAGCAGCAUUGUGGGAGAACAGCGUGGAGCCAAGGGAACUUCCGGAGUAUGAGGAAACCAUUCAGUUCCUGCAAAACCGCUGCUUUGUCCUGGAGCGGUGCGAAAGCAAGACGAAGUGCAAAAUCCUUGAAACGACCAAGAUGAAGCCAGUGGUACCGACCGCGAAGCCUAUGCAGAGGGUGCAUGCGGUGCAAGCAGCGGAGGAUGUGUGUUCCAUCUGCGACAGUACGCACAACGUAAACAAGUGUGAAGUGCUGAAGCAAAUGACAGUGUCGGACAGAAUGGAGAUGACUAAAAAGCGCAACCUGUGCUUCAAUUGCCUGAAGCGCGGCCAUCGAGUUGGUCAGUGUAGAUCAAGAGCGUGUACAGUGAGCGGAUGCGGUAAGAGGCACCACACCUUACUGCAUUUUGAAGAAAUUUCGUCGGAGCAGCCGGUUCCAAUUAGAAGCGCCGCGGAGCAGCAGGAAGAUGUUGCGCCGCAGUUGACUCCGUCGAUAUCCGGUAUCAGCAUCGCAAUGCCAUCACAACGAGUUCACGAAAAGGAGAUUUUACUUUCGACUGCGAUUGUGGAGCUGCAAGAUUCUAGCGGAUCGUAUCAUCUGUGUCGAGCCCUAUUAGAUUCGGGGUCGCAGUCCAGCUUUGUUACCGAAAGCGUCGUCCGGCGUCUGCGGCUGCGGCGGGAACGAGUUCGAGCUCCUGUCAUCGGAAUCAGUGGAGAUAGACGUGUCGUUUCACAUCAAGCCGUGGCGCAAAUCAAGUCCAUGUACAGCGAAGCAUCCUGGACUCUCGACUUCCUAGUGGUUCCGCACGUUACUGGAUGUCUGCCGGCUCGGAAGAUCGACACUGACCAGUGGCAGAUACCAUCGGAGUUGCUGCUGGCGGAUCCAAGGUUUAGUGUGCCAGCCAAGGUGGACAUGCUCAUAGGAGCGGAACUGUUUUUUGAGUUGCUGUUAAUGGAUCGUCUGAAGCUCAACGAUUGUCAAGCGAUGCUGUGGAACACAAAGCUGGGAUGGAUCGUGAGCGGAGCAUUUCCAAGCAUCCAACGAACAGUAGUAGCUGCGUCCCACAUUGCGUAUCUGGAAUCACCGGAGUCGAACCUGGAGGGUCUAGUACAACGAUUCUGGGAUCAGGAGGAAGUUGGAGGAACGGCGGUGUCAAGCACAGAAGAUCAGCAAUGCCUGGAGCAUUUCGCCAAAACCCAUCGACGUGAAGAAGGGCAUUUCGUGGUCCGAUUACCUUUUCGAGACAACGUGAACCAGCUUGGAGAAUCUCGUGCCAUAGCAGAAAGGCGUUUCUAUCAAUUGGAGAAGAAGCUCAACCUGAACCCCGACCUCAAGCUACAGUACUCCGCCUUUAUAAACGAGUACAUUAGUUUGGGACACUGUGUGAAGGUCAAGGACAAUGGUAGUACUGGGUUCUUCCUACCGCACCACGCCAUUUUGAAGCCAUCGAGUUCAUCUACCAAAUUGCGUGUGGUGUUCGAUGCAUCCGCACGAUCGGAUACCAAUGUCUCAUUGAACGAUGUGCUGAUGAACGGACCGACGAUCCAGGACACCCUAGCAGCUAUAGUACUACGCUCUCGGAAAUACAAGUUUUUGUUCUCCGCCGACGUCAUCAAGAUGUUCCGUCAGGUGCGGGUAGACGACAGAGACACCAGUUUCCAGAAGAUACUGUAUAGAGACGAUCCAACCACCGAACUGAGCGUUUUUGAGUUGAAGACGGUUACAUACGGCACAUCAUGUGCGCCGUUUUGUGCGACCGCUUGCUUGAGACAGCUCGCCAUCGACGAAGAGAAGGAUUUCCCACUUGGAGCGCGGGUGGUGAAACAAGAUGUUUAUAUGGAUGACGCAAUCACCGGAGCUGACAGUCUAGAAGAAGCAUUGAAGUGCCAGUCGCAGCUCAUCGAACUACUGAAGCGAGGGGGUUUCGAACUCCACAAGUGGUGCGCAAAUACCCCUGAAUUGCUGCAACGCAUUCCGGAGCAUGCCAGGGAGCAGCAAGUAAACAUCGAAGAACGAGAAUUCAACGACUUGAUAAAGACCCUAGGACUGUUGUGGGAUCCAUCAGCUGACGUGUUCCUGUUUCGAAUGCAGCCAAACGAUGAGUCACCAGAAGUCUACACAAAGCGACUUGUUUUAUCCGAGACGGCGAAGAUAUUCGAUCCCCUCGGCUUACUGGAGCCGGUCACAGUGCUAGCGAAGCUCUUCAUUCAGCAGCUGUGGUCGCAAGAGCUGAGUUGGGAUGAACCUCUAUCAACCGAGCUGAAUUCAACGUGGCGACAAUUCAAGGAACCGUUGCAGGAGAUAAACGAAAUUCGGAUUCCGCGUAGAGUGGUAGUAGACGAUGCCGCAUCCUUCGAAGUACACGGGUUUUCAGAUGCAAGUCAAAAGGCUUAUGGAGCCUGUGUGUAUCUACGGAGCUUGAAGAGUGACGGUACCUCUGAGAUGCACUUGUUGAGCAGUAAAACUCGUGUCACACCACUUCCCAGCAAGCCAGGGAGUAAGAAGGCAAGAAGACCGUACACCAUACCGAGAGCUGAACUGUGCGGCGCUCUUCUGCUAUCGAAGCUGGUCACAGGUGUACUGAAAGCCAUGGACAUGGCGAUCGACAAGGUGUCAACAGCCAGUCUCGAAAUCUUCGUUGGUAGCCGAGUUCGAGAGAUCAAUCAACUAACACAUGACUUCGAGUGGCGGUACAUCUCUUCCAAGGAUAAUCCCGCUGAUUUGGCUUCCAGGGGAGUCACUCCGUCGGAUCUACAGUACUCAAACCUAUGGUGGCACGGUCCUGCCAUGCUGCUACAGAACGACAACCUUUACGUACCUCCCGAACCACGUACGUUCAGCGAGGAGCAACUAGAAAUCGAUGAUCACACCUACUGUCAAUUGGUUGUGCGCCUCAAUCCGUGCGAGCUACUAACAAGAUACAGUAACUUUAGAAAACUUCAACGUGUGGUAGCCUAUCUGUAUCGAUUCGUCAACAACUGCCGCAAGAAGAAGACCGAGCGAACAUCUGGCUCGCUUUCCAUCCUGGAGCUACGUAGCGCGACAUUGAAGAUCAUUUGGAAUGUGCAGCGGGAAGCAUUUGCCGAUGAGUUGCACAUGUUGCAGCACAACAGGACGAAAAAGAGCAAGUUUCUGCAACUAGCGCCGUUUUUGGACUCGGACGGGUUGCUGCGAGUCGGCGGCCGUCUGAAGCAUACGAAGCUACCGUUUCAUCGAAAGCAUCAGCUGCUAUUGCCGCCUGGACACCACGUCACACGAAUUUUGAUCGAGUCACUACAUAAGGAACUCCUCCACGUGGGCCAACAAGGACUACUUGCCAUGGUUCGGCAACGAUACUGGCCGAUAAGAGGUAAGGGUAUUGUUCGUCAAGUUGUUAAGAAGUGUGUGCGUUGCUUCCGGAUGAACCCUCCGGAAAAUGAGCAGUUCAUGGGCAACCUGCCGGACUAUCGUGUUGUACCCGCUCCGCCUUUCGCUAAAACUGGCAUCGAUUACGCAGGUCCCAUUUACAUAAAACAAGGUCGACGGCAAGCACGUGUCAAGGCAUACAUUGCUGUCUUUAUUUGUAUGAGUACGAAGGCCAUACAUUUGGAGGUAGCGUCCGAUCUAACCACAGAAGCAUUCCUGGCAACUUUGCAGCGAUUCGUCGGUAGGAGAGGAACACCAGAACAGCUCCAUUCGGACAAUGCUACAAACUUUUGCGGAGCGCAGUCCGAAUUGACAGAGCUGUACGAGCUAUUCAAGCAACAGCAGACCGCCACUAAGAUCAACGAGUUUUGUGAUGCGAAGGAGAUACAAUGGUCUUUCAUCCCGCCUCGUUCUCCUAAUUUCGGCGGUAUAUGGGAGGCUGGGGUGAAGGCGGCCAAGUCAUUGCUGAAGAAGGUGUUGUGCGAAACUUCCUUGUCCUACGAGGAGCUUACAACAGUAGUCGUCCAAAUAGAGGCCAUCCUCAAUUCACGGCCGAUGACACAGUUGACGUGCGACCCAAACGAUUUAACGGCGCUGACUCCAGCUCACUUUUUGGUGGGUCGUGAACUCACGGCGUAUCCGGAACCGAGUUACGAAGAAGUUAAGGUGUCGCGGUUGUCACGUUGGCAGUAUCUUCGAAGACAAAAACAAGUGUUCUGGGCGAGAUGGUCUUCGGAAUACCUGAACGAACUGCAACCUAGAGGAAAAUGGUAUAAACAAAAGCUGAUUAUUAAACCUGGAAUGCUAGUGGUCCUGCGAGAGGAGAAUAUGGCACCGCAACAAUGGCGAAUGGGACGGAUUGUUCAGACUCACCCUGGCUCGGAUAACAUCGUCCGAGUGGUUACCAUCCGAACAACAACCGGCGAAGUCAAAAGAGCCAUCAGCAAGAUCGCUGUUUUGCCAAUUGAGGAAGGUUCCGUUUAA